UCCAUCACUCCACCCUCACUCCACCACCCCACUCCCUCUCACUCCCCCGCAGCUAAACCUCCUCCCCCAUCCCCCCACCCCCGCGCGCGCCGCCGCCAGCAGCGCGCGGCCAUGACGGGCCGCCGCCGCGUCCUCCUCGCGCUGGCGCUGCUGCUCGCCGUCGCGCUCGCGCCGUCGCCGGCCGCGUCCCAGCAGCGGCCGCCGCUCGACCCGCCGCCGUCCUGGGCGUUCCCCAACCCGCGCCUCCGGGCCGCCUACGUCGCGCUGCAGACCUGGCGCCGCACCGCCAUCUUCUCCGACCCGACCAACUUCACCGCCAACUGGUCGGGCCCCGACGUCUGCGCCUACAACGGCGUCUUCUGCGCGCCACACCCGGCCGACGGCGGCGUGGUCGUCGUCGCCGGGAUCGACCUCAACCGCGCCGACCUCGCCGGCUACAUCCCGGACUCGCUCCCCGCGGGCCUCCCCGACCUCGCGCUGCUCCACCUCAACUCCAACCGCUUCUGCGGCGUGCUCCCGGACACCUUCCUCCACCUCCGCCUCCUCCACGAGCUCGACAUCAGCAACAACCGCUUCGUCGGCGGCUUCCCGGAGGUCGUGCUCCAGCUGCCCUCGCUCCGCUACCUCGACCUCAGGUUCAACGAGUUCGAGGGCGCCAUCCCGCCCGCGCUCUUCGACCGCCCGCUCGACGCCAUCUUCCUCAACUCCAAUCGCCUCACGCGCCCCAUCCCGCCCAACCUCGGCAACUCGCCGGCCUCCGUGCUCGUGCUCGCGCACAACAGGCUCGGGGGGUGCAUCCCGCCGUCGAUUGGGAGGAUGGCCGAGACGCUCAACGAGAUCCUGCUCAUCGACGACGACCUCAACGGCUGCAUCCCGCCGCAGGUCGGGAUGCUCAGGAAGGUGACCGUGUUCGACGUCAGCGGCAACCGCCUGCAGGGCCAGCUCCCGGCCACCGUCACUGGGUUGGCGGCCGUCCAGGAGCUCAACGUCGCCGGGAAUCUCUUGGAGGGCGCGGUGCCCGCCAGCGUCUGCGGCCUGCCGAGCCUCAGGAACUUCACCUACGACGACAACUUCUUCACUAAUCGGCCGGGAUGCGCCGUGGCGACGGCGGACGGCAGGUGGAACUGCAUCCCCGGCGCUCCCGCGCAGCGCCCGCCGGCACAGUGCGCCGCGGCGGCAGCCCGCCCGUUCGACUGCAGCAAGUCGCAGUGUCAGGCAUCAGCAGUGCCAAGCCCAGGCAGGGGAUCGCACGGAGGCCGCAAGCCGCCCACUCCGAGGGGUGGGCCGUCGAGGGGGCAUCGUAGACUGUCGCCGCCACCGCCGGGCUCGUUUACGCCGCCGGGCUCGUCCACCCCAUCGUCCCCGCCCGGUGGCUCCACAACGCCAGGAACGGCGGCGCCGCCACCACCCACCCACAGCGAGAGCCCCAGGCACGCAAUGCCGCCCUCGUCCCUACCGCCAUCCCAGGGCUUCUCGCCUCCGUCGUCCGGCAACCAGCCGCCGUCCGCGUCUUCACCGUCAAGCCACCAACCCACAACACCUCCCCCCGGGUACGCCCCUCCGGCCCUCACGCCGCCGACCGCCCCGACGCCAUCCUCGCCGCUGCCGCUCCCAGCCCCUGGACCCUGGACGCCACCCCCUCCACCAGGCGGCGAAGGCGGAGCGCCAUCCUCUCCACCAGGCGGCGAAGGCGGAGCGCCAUCCUCUCCACCUGGCGGCGAAGGCGGAGGGCCAUCCUCUCCACCAAGCGGCGGAGGCGGGAUGCCGCCGGUGCACGGCAUGCCAUACUCGUCCCCACCGCCACCUACGGUGCCGCUGCCACCAGUCCAGGGCGUGUCCUACUCGUCGCCGCCGCCCCCGCUCCUCCCGCCCGUCUACGGGGUGUCCUACUCGUCGCCGCCGCCUCCAAUGCCGCCGGUCUACGGGGUGGCGUACGGCUCGCCGCCGCCACCGGCGGGGCCGUAGAAGUAGCCGCUAGUUAGCCGCAGGCUGAUCGAUCGGCCCGGUCGCCGCCUCCACGGCCGGAUCGCUCGUCGUCAGCCAGCCAGCCAGUCCGUCGUUCGUCACCAGUACAUCAUCACAUCGAUCUCCCUCCCUGUAGCUUCUUCUUCAACGCUCUUCUAUAUUUUGUGCACUCCGUUGUCUAUUUGUUAUGUCGUUAUUUGAUCAGAAUUAAAUUCCAUGGCUCCCUGGUGGAUUCUUUCA
Messenger RNA from Hordeum vulgare subsp. vulgare (domesticated barley), 2205 nucleotides. Its product is annotated as leucine-rich repeat extensin-like protein 7. The coding region runs from base 112 to 1965 and encodes 617 amino acids. NCBI's taxonomy places the organism in Eukaryota, Viridiplantae, Streptophyta, Magnoliopsida, Poales, Poaceae. The record is from RefSeq and is a predicted model, not a curated record. The transcript has a single exon. Gene Ontology annotation, molecular function: protein binding.